Molecule: messenger RNA, 1098 nt
Organism: Trichomonas vaginalis G3
Lineage: Eukaryota; Parabasalia; Trichomonadida; Trichomonadidae
Exons: 1
Coding region: 1-1098 (365 amino acids)
Source: RefSeq, a predicted model, not a curated record
AUGAGCGGAGACUCUCAUAGACUUUUUGCGCUCGAUAGGCAAGUUAAAAAUAUUCAGUUUAGAAUACAACAACAAAUAAGUUUAGCUGAUGAUGAUAUACAAAGGUUGGCUGAACAAUUAGCAGAAUAUAAAGCAGAAAUCGUCAGAAGAGAGAAAGAGCUUAAUAAAAUAGAAAGAUCGAUUGAUGAAGUAAAUGAAAUACGUAGUGGACAGCAAAAGCGCCAAAAUGCAACAAAAGGAAUGCAAAUUUCUCAAUUAAAUUUUCAACAUCACAAUUUUAUUCAGCAAUUAAGACAACAACAGGCAGAAGAAAUCGAUAAAUUGCAAGAUAUGUUUAAUUCUAAAUUAGAACAGUUUAAUAAUCAAGCGAAUUAUCAAAUGCAGAAAAAUUUCGAAGAUAUAAAUAAACAAAUUGACGAUUUAAGAUCCCAAAUAAACAUAAACUCAACAAACUUAUCAAGACGUAAUAAGCGCGUUAAUUCUUUCGAUAAAGAAGCUGAAGAUCAUUGUAUUCUCCUUAAUAACAACCUUAUUUUAGAAUUAAGAGCUAGAGUGCAAGCUAAAAAUGAAGAAAGAGCAGAAAAUUUACGUCAAUCUAAAGAAAAACUUACAGAAAUCGUUAUGGAAUUAGAAGAUAUGGAAAAAGAGCAUUCCAGAAGUGUUGCUGAUCGUAGAAAAGCUUUAGAACACAUGGACAAAGUUUAUAAUAAGGAAUUGAUCAAAUUAGAGCAACAACAUCAACAUAAAUUGUUAAUGCUCAACGGACAUCUCUCAGAAGCCGUUAAAAGAGCACAAAUAUUGAGGAGAGCAGCCCAUAAGUUAGAACAGAGCAAUGAACGUCAAUUACAUGAUACAAUGCGCGAAAUUGACUCGAUGAACAUUACAAAGACUAACAUCGAUUCAUCGCAGAACUUGGAAAUGGAAAAACAAAGGAAUGAACAAAUGACUUUAAAGAGAGAUGAUUUACAAGCCGAACUUCAAACAAAAGAAGAACAACUAGAGGCUGCAAGAAUGCAAAAUAACAUGCUUAAGAAAGAUCUUGCAACUGUAAAGCACCAGUUGAAGUUUGCUCAAAAGAAACAAAGCGGUUAUGUCUAA